Messenger RNA from Plectropomus leopardus (leopard coralgrouper), 4303 nucleotides. The record is from RefSeq and is a predicted model, not a curated record. NCBI's taxonomy places the organism in Eukaryota, Metazoa, Chordata, Actinopteri, Perciformes, Serranidae.
CUGGUGGAGGGACACUCACUCAUUGUUACCAACUCGAGGAGCGGCGGAGACCCCGUUUAUGCACGUGAAUUUUCGGGACAACAUUCAGACUGCAGGCUGAACAUCAUCUCCAUCUGUGGUUGUCAUCGCUGUAUUCUUCCAAGCAUCAUUGCUGUCCUUGGAGGCAGGAGAGGGCGGUCACAGCGCAGCAUCUUAAAGGACCACAGCAUCUUCCAGGCUAUGUGACACACUGCUGCCGACCAGAUUCCCUACAGUGAUGGAUGCAGUCAGCUUUAACCAUGGCCGUGCUGGACUCCCGACCACCAGCUCUGUGAGCUGAAGAAGAGGAAGAGGCGCUCUUUAAACCUUGUGAUAUCAUCUUCCUGGUGAAGAGCCAGAUGCUAACAGGGCUCAUCUCCUCAUCUUAGCCAGCCGUCCUCCUGGAUCUGUUUUCUCCCCUACUGCAAAAACCGGUCAUGGAUCUCCUGUGGGUGCUGUCGGUGUCCAUGUUGACAGUGUGCGUUGCCAUCCCCAUGGAUGCAGCAGCGGGGAGCCACAGUCUGUUCACCUGUGAGCCCAUAACCCUGCGCAUGUGCCAGGGGCUGCCUUACAACUCCACCUACAUGCCCAACAUACUGAACCAUUACGACCAGCAAACUGCCGCCCUCGCCAUGGAGCCGUUCCAUCCCAUGGUGAACCUACAGUGCUCUCCAGACCUCAGGAUGUUCCUGUGUGCGCUCUACGCCCCGGUGUGUACCGAGUACGGGCGGAUGACUCUGCCUUGUCGCCGCCUCUGUCUGCAGGCCAAAAGCGACUGCUACAAACUGAUGGACAUGUUUGGUGUCAGCUGGCCGCAGGAGAUGGACUGCAACAGGUUCCCAGACUGUGACGAGCCCUACCCCCGUCCUGUAGACCUCAUGUCCAGCUCCGACACAACUGAAUCCCCCAUUUCUGUCCAGCGAGACUACGGCUUCUGGUGUCCAAGAGAACUCAAAAUUGACCCGGAGCUCGGCUACUCCUUCAUGGGCGUCCGCGACUGCUCUCCUCCCUGUCCUAACAUGUACUUCACACGUGAGGAGCUGACGUUUGCCCGUUACUUCAUUGGCGUGGUGUCCAUCGUCUGUCUGUCGGCCACCCUCUUCACCUUCCUGACUUUCCUGAUCGACGUGUCGCGCUUCCGCUACCCAGAGCGUCCAAUUAUAUUUUAUGCUGUGUGCUACAUGAUGGUGUCCCUGGUUUUCUUCCUGGGGUUUCUGCUUGAGGACAAAGUGUCCUGUAACGCAGCGAGUCCUGGGAGGUUUAGGGCUUCAACGGUGACUCAAGGCUCUCAUAACAAGGCCUGCACCCUUCUCUUCAUGGUGCUGUAUUUCUUCACCAUGGCUGGUAGUGUCUGGUGGGUCAUUCUGACCAUCACCUGGUUCCUGGCUGCUGUCCCCAAGUGGGGCAGUGAGGCAAUAGAGAAGAAGGCUCUCCUCUUCCACGCCUGUGCCUGGGGCAUCCCUGGUGUCCUCACAGUUACCCUGCUCGCCAUGAACAAGAUCGAGGGAGACAGUGUCAGCGGCGUUUGCUUCGUAGGGCUGUACAACUUGACGGCCCUGCGCUGGUUCCUGCUGGCCCCACUGGGACUGGACGUAGUGGUUGGUGUGGCUCUGCUGCUCGCAGGCAUAGCAGCACUAAACCGAGUCCGCAUGGAGAUCCCACUGGAGAAGGAGAACCAGGAGAAACUGGUGAAGUUCAUGAUUCGUAUCGGCGUGUUCUCUGUUCUCUACCUGGUCCCUCUGCUGGCUGUUCUGGGCUGCUACCUGUAUGAGAACAGCUACAGAGCCAUCUGGGAGACCACCUGGGUCCAGGAGAAGUGUAGACACUACCACAUCCCCUGCCCUUACCAGGUGGAGGUAACCAGUCGUCCGGACCUGGUCCUGUUCCUGAUUAAGUACGUGAUGAUGCUGAUUGUAGGAAUCCCCUCUGUGUUCUGGGUGGGCAGUAAGAAGACCUGCUUCGAGUGGGCCAGCUUCUUCCACGGCAAGAAACGCAAAGACUCUGGAAUGGUCAACGAGAGCCGACAGGUGCUCCAGGAGCCCGACUUCGCCCAGUUGCUGCUCAGGGACCCCAACACGCCCAUCGUGAGGAAGUCAAGGGGGACGUCCACCCAGGGGACCUCCACCCACGCCUCAUCUACCCACCUGGCCAUGCUGGAUGAGCCGCCCAGCGCCAGCACCAGCCGGGCCGGCUCGGUCCGCAGCGCACGCUCUAAGAUAAGCAGCUACCACGGCAGCCUGCACCGCUCCCGAGAUGGCAGAUAUACAGCCUCCAGUUUUCGGGCCGCAGAUGACCGUCUCCCCUACGGAAGCAUGCCUCGCCUCAACGACCAAUCACAGUCCAGACACUGCAGCACCAAUCGUCUGGACAGUUUGUCGCGGCACGGCUCCACUCAACGACUUGAGAGCCAGUCGCGGCACAGCAGUGUCAGAGACCUCACCAGCACCCAAGCUGCUUUCGGUGUUCCUGGAAACGGGAUUCACAGAGUGCUGGAGGAGGACGGAACGACGGCCUGAACCGGAUCCCAGGACACUUGCGAAGAAGAUGUGACUGGAUGGGUACCAGUGAAAGUAGGAAAGCCGACCUUCUUUUUGUGGAAAGUUUAAGAAUGUGCGAGAACCAACGGCAAACGUCAGAAAGAAGAGCAGCAAAAACUGCGGUGUCCUCUCCUGUUGAAUUUGGGAGCUCAGAGCUGAAGCACAGAUUACUGAUGACAUUAACUUAACGGGGGAUUCAUCCAGCCAGAUGGAGAGGACUGUGUGUGGAUCCAUGCCUUAAAAUGUCUUCUCAGCUUUACUCGAACCACUAGCUGAUCCCAAAAACUGAAGUUCAAAAUGAUUUUUGUCCAGUUCGCAAACCUACGAUGGAUUUUGCGGUGGUGACGGUGGCCUCUGAGAACCAACACUGGAAAAUGACGACGAGGCUUCACUGGUGGACCUACAUUACUGAGCCAGAACACAAUGUGACCAACGCUGACGGACUGCACUGGAUUGUUUUUUACUUGUACUGGACUUGUUUGUAUAGAAGACUUGCUGAUGGACAUCAGACAUGAUGAGCCUUCUCUUCUAGUCUGUGCUUCUGAGCACUCGGGAGGUUAGAAGCAGGGUACUUUUUUUUUUAAGGUUUACUGGUUACAUUUCAACUGUUGUGCUUCUCUUCAGGCACUGAUGUCUUUUUCAGUUUCAAAUUAAAUUCUGGCAACUUAAAGGGGCAGAUCACCCCAAAAUCAAAAAUGCGUAUUUUUCUUCUUACCUGUAGUGCUUUUUUAUUAUUAUAGACUGUUUUGGUGCGAGCUGCCGAGUGUUGGACCUAUUGGCAUCCGUGAUGUCCGCCCUAUCUCCAAUAUAAUGGAACUAUAAUGGCAUUCGGUUUGUGGUGCUCAGAGUGCCAACAAAAACACAUUUGAAAAACUCAACGGCAACGUCUCUGUCAUGACUCGGUUACUCGCCUUGUUGUGAGCAGUUUGAUGUAGGAACUAUUUUCUCUCUACAGGACUACACCUGCCAACCGCAUCAUCCUGUUCAUUUCCAACACAAGCCACUCCCACCAAAACACUCUAUGUUUCUAAGCAGCACUACGGGUUGGAAGAAAAAUAUGUGUUUUGGUUUGGAGGUGAACUGUCCCUUUAACCUGUUAAAAUCCACUAUUUAUAAAGUUAACUUAUUCACACUUGAUUUGAAACUCCACAUGAAAGGUAACAGAUAUUAAGUGAACAACUGACACUCUGCAAACGCUGUACGCGACUCCUGAAAGCCUUGUCUCAUUUAAAAAAAUGUUUAUAUUGAGGUACUUCAUUUGGUGUAAUAAUGCGAGUAUUGAUAAAGGAAAAAAAUGUCUUUUUGCCAGAAUGCAAGGGCUAAACUAUAGGAAAAAAAAGCUAAAUCCAAACUCCUGCCUUAUGACUGUGUGUUUAGACAGAACGCUAAGCUAAUUUUUCAGGCAGCAUAAUUACGUACGUCUAUGGAAAGAAACAACAAAUGUUUUAACUUGAGUGAAAAAUGUGUAUGUGUACUGUGUAGAGGCUGAGCUGAACAGCAACUGUCCGGUGCGAGUUGGUUAUUUAGCCACAGUGGGCUGUUGGUGGGGGAGUAAGCAGGAAUUGGCUUUGCUUUCUGUCUGAACACACGUUCACAGUUUAAAUAGAUAGCGCGCCCUUGAAUUAGAGUCAAAGUCUGAGUAGUUUGUCCUGUUUAAAAACGUGUCCUUACUUGUAUUACUACUGUAAAAUAUUAGAGCAACAUUUCCUCUAGCGGCAAAACCUGUAUAGAUGUACAAACGGAAUUUU